Molecule: messenger RNA, 1449 nt
Organism: Rodentolepis nana
Lineage: Eukaryota; Metazoa; Platyhelminthes; Cestoda; Cyclophyllidea; Hymenolepididae
Source: the annotation of a GenBank genome assembly
AUGGAAAACGUUUCUCAAUCUGAAAUACUAGUACAACUUCGCUCCUCGAUGAAAGUUCUCGACUCAAUUCUAAAUGAGCAUAAAUCUGCAUUGGAGGAACUAAAUAAGAAUGGAGACACCAAUGGUCAAGCUAAAUCGGCAAAGAUGGAGUCAUUGGAAUCUUUUGUUGAGAAAAUUGAGGAAGCUAUUUAUGAUGGUGAUGUAUGUUUUUAUUUGGAACUUUUUGUUUUCUCGGACUAUCUUCAAAGUGCUGAGGCUGAAAAGCAAAGGCUCAAAGCCCAAACUAAACGUCUUUUUCACGAAAAUCGUUGGCUCCGAGAUGAACUUGCGAAUUUGCAGUUGCAAUACCGUCAGAGUCAGGUUCGUAUAGUUGCUCUGGAAGAAGAAAUCAAUAAGCUUAAUUUUGCAAAUGAAAUGGCCAAAUAUGAUGCGCCGGAUCAGAGUGGACUCCCAGCUAUUUUCGAAUUCUUUAAUGACUUUGAAAUCUUAGUAAUGAAUUCAAGCCAGACUACUGCACUGUCUCAAAUCAUGAACAGUUAUGAAAUUCCAGCUAGACUUCGAACUCUGCAUAAUCUUGUUAUUCAGUACGCUAGCGAGGGUCGUUACGAAGUUGCUGUGCCCCUCUGCAAGCAGGCAUUGGAGGACUUGGAAAAGAACAGCGGAAGGGAUCAUCCAGAUGUGGCAACAAUGCUUAAUAUUCUUGCGCUUGUUUACAGAGAUCAAGGCAAGUACAAAGAUGCCGCGAAUUUACUUAACGAGGCUCUUGUUAUUCGAGAGAGACAUUUAGGACCAGAUCAUCCUGCUGUCGCUGCCACACUCAACAAUCUCGCCGUUCUGUAUGGGAAACGAGGAAAGUACCAAGAAGCUGAACCCCUCUGUAAACGAGCCUUGGAAAUCAGAGAAAAGGUGCUCGGUGCGGAUCACCCCGAUGUUGCUAAGCAACUCAAUAACCUAGCUCUUCUUUGUCAAAACCAGGGCAAGUAUUCAGAGGUUGAACGGUACUACCAACGAGCUCUCGAUAUUUACACUCAUUGUCUUGGCGCCAACGACCCAAAUGUGACUAAAACGAAAACUAAUUUGGCAUCAGCCUACUUGAAGCAAGCAAAAUAUUCUGAAGCUGAAGCGCUCUACAAGGAUAUUCUAACUCGCGCACAUGAGCUGGAAUAUGGAAAGGCGAGUUCGACUAAACCGAUUUGGAUGUUGGCGGAGGAUAGACAGAAUGGAAAGUGGGACACCUCACUCUCUAAUCAGGCCCUUAAUCAACGCUCGGCACUCAUGGAAAAUCCUACAAUAGCCACCACCCUUCGUAAUCUCGGCGCACUUUACCGUCGUUCUGGCAAGUUUGAAGCCGCGGAGGUAAUCGAAGAAUGCGCCGGUCGUCCCAGUAAAUCGUCAGAGGUGUGUGUGUGCGCAUUAAAUUUGUUAAGUAUCUUAAUUGGGCCUGGUUAA